CGAGCCGCAGCAGGGAUUCUUUCUGUCAAGCUGUCCUCAAGACUCAUUGGUGAUGCGUGGCGCUGAUGGUUUGGUGGGAUUCUUGCGAGUCAAUACCAACUUACCACAGUCCAAAUCAAUUCCUGGAGCGCCUGCUGUGCGCGACUGACACUGGAGCCAUGCGCAAUUAACUUUGGCACAUAUUCACCCUCUUUUUACCGAAGGAAAGAGACACGAUCCCGCCUUUCCUGUCCCGGCGAGGGCACUCGGCCCGGAUCUGUUACAGCCGGCCAGAACACUUCGCAACGACGACGUUCUCACCGAGCAAGUGACGACGAGGUCACACUUCCGCCGCCACGAUGAACGGCUACGACGAGAAGCGCCACCUCGACGAGGACCCCUUUGCCGCAAAAGGCAACAUCGUCAGCGCCUUUGACGCAUUCCCAAAAUCCAAACCGCAAUACGUUACGCACACCUCCUCGGGUGGCAAAUGGACCGUCGCCAUGGUGCUCAUCUCCCUCGUCCUCGUCUGUACCGAGCUAUCCCGCUGGUGGCGCGGCGAGGAGCAGCACACCUUUGCCGUCGAGAAGGGCGUCUCGCACAUCCUGCCCAUCAACCUCGACGUCGUGAUUCGCAUGCGCUGCGCCGACCUGCACGUCAACGUGCAGGACGCCGCGGGCGACCGGAUCCUGGCCGCCGAGAAGCUGUCGCGCGACCCGACCGCGUGGGCGCACUGGGUCGACGGCAAGGGCAUGCACCGCCUGGGCCGGGACGCGCAGGGCCGCGUGGUGACGGGGGAGGGGUACGCGGCGAGCGUGGGGCACGACGAAGGGUUCGGCGAGGAGCAUGUGCACGACAUCGUCGCGCUCGGCAGGAGGAGGGCCAAGUGGAGCCGCACGCCGAGGCUGUGGGGGGCCGAGGCCGACAGUUGUCGCGUGUAUGGCAGUCUGGAGUUGAACAAGGUGCAGGGCGACUUCCACAUCACGGCGCGGGGACACGGGUACAUGGAGUUUGGGGAGCACCUGGAUCACAAGGCCUUCAACUUCUCACACAUAAUCUCCGAACUCUCCUUCGGCCCCUUCCUCCCGUCGCUCGUCAACCCACUGGACCGGACCGUCAACACGGCGCCGUCCCACUUCCACAAGUUCCAGUACUUCCUGUCGGUCGUGCCGACGACCUACAGCGUGGGCCGCCCGGGCGAGCUGGGGUCGGCGUCCAUCUUCACCAACCAGUACGCCGUCACGGAGCAGAGCCAGUCCGUGCCCGAGAACACGAUCCCGGGCAUCUUCGUCAAGUACGACAUUGAGCCGAUCCUGCUCAACAUCGUCGAGACGCGCGACAGCUUCCUCGUGUUUCUGAUCAAGGUUAUCAACGUCGUGAGCGGCGUGCUGGUGACGGGCCACUGGGGGUAUCGGCUGAGCGAUUGGUUGGGCGAGGUUCUAGGGCGGAGGAGGAGGGGGCAUAGCGAGGGGAUGUUGGGCGUAAAAGGGCAUUUUGAUGAGUAGGUUUGGCUAAAACGUGAUGUUAUAGAAAUGUGUAUAUUUGGGCUACUCUUUUGGUGUUCUCAAUAUGGUUCAUACUGUUCAUUGCAUUGCUAGUAUCGGCGCAAUCUCAAAUCAUUUUCGCGAGCC
Molecule: messenger RNA, 1610 nt
Organism: Parathielavia appendiculata
Lineage: Eukaryota; Fungi; Ascomycota; Sordariomycetes; Sordariales; Chaetomiaceae
Product: DUF1692-domain-containing protein
Exons: 3
Coding region: 339-1484 (381 amino acids)
Biological process (GO): endoplasmic reticulum to Golgi vesicle-mediated transport; retrograde vesicle-mediated transport, Golgi to endoplasmic reticulum
Cellular component (GO): membrane; COPII-coated ER to Golgi transport vesicle; endoplasmic reticulum
Source: RefSeq, a predicted model, not a curated record